GCCUAAACCGUAGUUCCAAGCUUCCUGGAACUUGGGCUGGCAGACCUGUAGCUACUUUCCGCCUUGACUGCCAGCCAUCCCCAGACUGUCCAGGAAGAACUUGCAGUCUGUUUUGCAUUGUCUGUACGAUAAAUAGAAUUCAGCUUUGUGCUGAUUGAGCAGUAACAUUUUAUCUGGAGCAGUACUCUGAUUUCUGACACUAAGGGCCUUAAACAAAAUGGAGGAUUUUAAAUUUGAUGGAACAGAGCGCCUACCUGUCGACUAUGUGAAGGGGAUUCUGCAACCCACACCUACCUGUGACAUGUGGGACCGGAUCUGGAACUUCCAAGCCAGGUCUGAUGAUCUGCUUAUUGCCACCUAUCCUAAAGCAGGAACAACAUGGACUCAGGAAAUAGUGGACUUAAUACAAAAUGAAGGUGAUAUUGACAAAUGUCAACGAGCACCUACUCAUAUACGAAUUCCUUUCAUCGAAUGGAUAAUCCCAUUCAUAGGAUCUGGUUUGGACCGAGCUAAUGAAAUGCCCUCACCACGGACCCUGAAAACACAUCUUCCCAUCCACUUGCUGCCACCGUCCUUCAUAGAAAAAAACUGUAAGAUAAUCUAUGUAGCAAGAAAUCCAAAGGACAAUAUGGUAUCUUAUUACCAUUUCCAAAGAAUGAAUAAAGCUCUUCCUGCUCCAGGAACCUGGGAAGAGUAUUUUGAGAAUUUUCUGGCUGGGAAAGUGUGCUGGGGUUCUUGGCAUGACCAUGUGAAAGGAUGGUGGAAAGCCAAAGACCAACACCGCAUUCUCUACCUCUUCUAUGAGGACAUGAAGAAGAAUCCAAAGCAUGAAAUUCAGAAGGUGGCAGAAUUUAUUGGAAAAAACCUACAUGAUGAAGUCCUAGAUAAAAUUGUCCAUCACACGUCAUUUGAUGUUAUGAAGCAGAAUCCAAUGGCAAACUAUUCAUCGGUUCCUACUAAAAUCAUGAACCACACUGUUUCUCCAUUCAUGAGAAAAGGGACAGUUGGAGACUGGAAGAAUCACUUUACUGUUGCUCAGAAUGAGAGAUUUAAUGAAGACUACGAGAAGAAAAUGGCUGAUACCAAUAUAACUUUCCACUUCCAAUUCUCAUAAAAAGAGAAAAGAACCAAAAUUUUUUAGUUUAUUACCUAAUUUUUUGGUAAUAAUCAAUAAAACUUUAUUACCCAGACCACAUGAUAUUGGAUUCGGGUUCUCAGACUAGUUGAUUAUUGUGUUUGCUUUUGUUCACUCUUAAAAAAGUAGGGAUAAAGCUAGCA
Messenger RNA from Odobenus rosmarus divergens (Pacific walrus), 1278 nucleotides. It is a transcript of the gene SULT1C4, whose product is annotated as sulfotransferase family, cytosolic, 1C, member 4. Bases 218 to 1114 code for a protein of 298 amino acids. The transcript has 7 exons. Gene Ontology annotation, molecular function: sulfotransferase activity. Gene Ontology annotation, biological process: sulfation. The record is from RefSeq and is a predicted model, not a curated record. Gene Ontology annotation, cellular component: cytoplasm. Lineage: Eukaryota; Metazoa; Chordata; Mammalia; Carnivora; Odobenidae.